CACAUCUCCAACUUGAAUAAAAAUGAACCAAGGAGCUUGUUUUUGCAUUUAAAUUUAACCUCGUUUAAAAGUAUUCAGUUGCUUGACUUCACAUCUUUUCGGUUUCGUAUAUUAGUUUCAGUUUAAAAAAAGAAUAAUUUACAAUAAUAUAUAAAGAUUUGAUUGACUAUUUUGAUGUAUCCACGGCUCCACUUGAGUUUUAAUUAUUUAAUUUAAUUUUGAUUAACGUUUAGUUUAAAUUUUAAUUAAUUAAAGAAUUGUGUUCAGUGUUAUGGCUAAUUCAUAAUUCAAAAAAAAAAUUAGGUAUACCUAAAAAUUAUAUCAAUUUUAGACUUAUCAGUCUUUAACUGACAAUUUCGCCUUAAAUUUUAUAAGAAAUACAUUUUACUUUCAUUUUCAUCAAAGACAAAAUCAUUAGACAUUAGUCUUCAUUAGAAGAAAUGGAAGGGAGUCUAAACAAAAGUGUAGAAAUCAAUAUUAUAGAUGAGACGCUCACCGAUGAGAAUAAUGAGAUCAAGCCAGCAGAUCUUCAUCGUUCUGAAGGAAGAUUUGAUAACUCUGAGCCUGAUAUGCUCAGUCUAGAAGAUCAAGAUUCAUAUUCCGGUAAAUACAAUUUGUCUAUUCUAUAGUAUUGGUCUAAAGUCUACUGUUUAAUUCUAACCAUUAAUAUUCGAAGUGGCUUGCGUGCACCACGGGGGUGUACCUAGCAAUUAAAAAUUGUUUUAUAAAAUAGCAGAGACAUAUUACCUUUCUUACAUUUCAGUUAGAUAGAUGAAACAUUUUGUUAUAUUAUGAAAUUAUUAUUAACUGAUUGUAUAUUGCUUGACAGGUCAUUUAACACCCACUGGUGAAGUGAGAUCUGAAAUUGGUGAAUGUCCAGUUAAAAAUAGGGAGCUCAGGAUGACAGUGUCCAGUGGCAACUGCCCUACCAUGGCUUCAGAAGUAACAGUAGAGAUUCAAGAAACUCUGAAAAGCUUUGUUAAAGCUGUGCAUGAAAAGUAUAAUGAUGAUGGUACAGAUAUCGCAGAUGCCAUCAAAAAAUUUGUUCAUGUUCCCAAAACUGGCCCUGUGAAAGUGACCGGUAUGUGUGUCAGGCCAAUUGUUAUAAGCCUAAUUAAUUGCUGGUCCCAGUAAGAACAAAUUUGUAAAGUGUCCUGAAAAGUUUGAUACAUAAAUUUCUCAACCCUUAGAUAAUAUAAUCAACAGGCUUAUAUAUGAUAUAAUAACAAUUCAUUUGCUGCCUACUUAGAUACUACUUCUCAGCUAAGUGCUAUUUUAAAAUUUUAUUCUGUUUUUUUAUCUGUUUGUUUGCUGACGAAGACUUUCUGCCAGCACGUUGGUUGUUUUGUCGAGUUCCUUUUUUCAGGUUUAACCUUACUUUGUUUUACUAAUUACCUAUUGUGCUAACCUGAUUGCAGUCUCUCCCCUUUUUAGCCUAAUUACCAGGCUCUUAGCCUACCUGAAAUAUUGCCCCAUGUGACUAUGCAAACAAUAUAUUUUCUUGUGUGAAUUACUGUGAAGACUCAUGAUCUUUUCUAACAUCAUUGGGCAUGAUGUUUGCCUAAAACCUGACUCAAAGCCAAAUAAAUUUUUCUGAUGUAACAUGACUAACUAUGGUGUAAAUUACAGCGUAGGGGUAAACCAAACCACAAAACUUUUACUGGUGUGUAAUCGCUAUCUGUGGAUAUAAAUUACAACUACGGUAUACCAACCAAAUAACAAACAUCAUGGCUUUCUCACCCCCCAACCCCCCAGUGUUUGCCAAGUUUGAAACUCACAUGCCAUUUGUUAGUACUGUAGGGUACAUUGCUUUCAUAAUAUGCAGUUUCACUGAGAAGAAAAGUAAUAACAAAUACUGAUUCUAGUAUUAGUUUUCUUAAUAUUCAAUUUUCAAGUUUUAACAAUUGUAACAAUUGUUUAAAAAAAAAAAUAACUUAUCCAAAUUGAAAUAGCAAUCCCCAAGUAAAGAAUUGUCCAUCAAGUUAAGUUGAAGGCUAUCACCUUUGAAACAGAAAGAACCAUUAAAACUAACCAUAAUUUAAUAUAUACUUAAGCUCAUUCUCCUAAAAGACCACUGCAUUGGACAGGCUUUUGCAUUUUAUUGCCAGAACUUCUUAACAUCCCCUAGAGAAACUGAUGAGACUGGAGUAACUAUGCAUAUGCCCACCAUUUUUAAGUCCUAGAUUUUCCACCAAAUUUUUGUCAAUGUUAUUAAAAUUAUUUCUUUGGAGCUACCGGUACUUCCCUGACCACAUUGCUACAUGAUGUCAAGUCAAUUAAUUUAAUUAUUAAUUAAAUUAAUUUUUUGUGUGGAUUUAUUGAAUUUAGAUAAAAAUACUUUGCUGAUUUCUGAUUGAGCUUAUGGAAAUGAUCACUAAUAGCUUCACUCCACCUCUGUCAUAACAAGUUAAGUUUGUUUGAUUUGACUCUAUCUCCUGGAUUCUGUCUAAACUCAGUCUUAUGUUCUUAUUCUAGUAAAUAAAUCUUCUAAAUCUCAUUCUAACAGCACUGUCUUCUUACCUCUUUCUCCGUUAAAGCCUCAGGAAACAUUAUGCUCCCUAAACAAGUGAGCAUGAGUGGCUGUGAGAUAUCUGUGGCUGGCGAUCCAGUUUUGAUCCAACGGAUGUGUCAGAAGGUGCGGGAGUUGGACUUGAUGGAGAAUGACAUCAUGAAUUGGGAUGAGGUUAACACCAUAUUUUUCAUUACAAUUAAGCUAUCCAUAAACUAGUCACAAAACUAUACUCGAAAAUUGCCAUUGCUAUGAAGUUAUAAAAUUGUCCGCCUUCUAUACAUAAAUUCUAAGGCUGAUGACAGGCAUUGUCAGUGGUUCAUAAACUCAUUUAACUUUCAAAAACCACUGGACAAUAGUUUUUAAAUUAAACUACGACCCACAAGGCUAGUUCAUCCGGCCCGCCAACAGUACUUGAAUUUGCUUGAUAAGGCAUAUUUUUGCCCUCAAACACCUAAAAUCGUAAAAUAUCGUCUCAAAAUUGUAUGAUACGGUAUCUUAAUUGUAAAUAAAUAAAAUUGUAUUCAUUAUAUAUACUAUAUGUUAAUUUAUUGUUUUUAUAUACACUAUAUGAACUACUCACAUCUCAAUGCCUAGUGGGAUCGAGUUAAAUUGGCAUCAAAAAAGUUAACUACCAAAAGUAGAUGACGGGUGCACAGAGAAGGAAAACUUGUUGAAUUUCACCGCUGCUAACUUGACGUUGAGUUUGUGAAAGAGAAGAACUUUGCCGCUUGGUAUGGCAUGACGUUUGGAACAACUUAUGUCUGCGAGCAAACAUUUAAAAAAUGAAGUAUGUGAAGUCAACACAAGGAACGAGAGUGGCUGAUGAACAAUUGAAAAUAAUUCUCUUGAUUGGAGAUUGGAUGCAGCUAUUCAAAGCCGAACAUUGAUGAAAUCUAGAAAGCCAAACGUCAGUUUCACAAAUCUCACUAAUCUUUUUUGCUGCUUAGUUUGUGAUAUUUGAAUAUCUGCGUACUAGGUCUGAUGUAACUAUGUUUUGCCAACGUCACCUUCUUUGAUAGCUUAUUUUGAAAAUAAAUAUGUUCGUUCUGGCUUGCAGGCAUUGAACAGAAUCAUUAUCCUGCCCGAGCUCUUCAUUUUUUUCCGUUAUCCCGCCCAGCGUGAAAAAAGUUUGGCGACCCAUGUUCUAGAUGAAUCUUAUAAAAUGAAAAUUUCUUUUAAAUUUCAAUCAUAUCCUAGAUCAGGCCUGCACCACAUACGGCCGCGAAGUAAUGAACUAUUCUAUAUCAUUAAUAUUUUCUUAAUAGCUUUCCCCCUGUCCUAUUUUCUUUCGGCCGGCACAAGUUUUUCAUAAAGUACUACGGCCUGCCUUACAUUUUGUGUUGUGCAGGCCUGUUCUAGAUGGACCUUAUACAAUGAACAUUUCUUUUAAAAUACAAUCAUGUUUUAGAUGAACCUGACUCUUGUGAUGUCUAUCUCAUGUCUAUCUCAUGUCUAUCUCAUGUGCAUCUCAUGUCUAUCUCAUGUCCAUCUCAUGUGUAUCUCAUGUGUAUCUCAUGUCCAUCUCAUGUCCAUCUCAUGUCCAUCUCAUGUGCAUCUCAUGUCCAUCUCAUGUCUAUCUCAUGUCCAUCUCAUGUCCAUCUCAUGUGUAUCUCAUGUCCAUCUCAUGUCCAUCUCAUGUCCAUCUCAUGUGCAUCUCAUGUCCAUCUCAUGUCUAUCUCAUGUCCAUCUCAUGUGUAUCUCAUGUCCAUCUCAUGUCUAUCUCAUGUCCAUCUCAUGUCCCUCUCAUGUCCAUCUCAUGUCUAAUCCCAUGUCCAUCUCAUGUCCAUCUCAUCUCUAUCUCAUCCUAAUGUAAUCACUGCACAGGUUUUUACCAUCCUUGAAUGCAUACCUCACUUGACCUUCCUGAACCUGACCAAGAAUCAGCUGAGGUCUCACAUCCCAGAUGUGGCGGGCAGAAUGCUCCCUAACCUGACGCAUCUAGUGCUCAACAACACACUGAUCACAUGGGAUGUACUAGUACAGGUGCUUACAGUUUUUACAAGGUAACUAACCCUCAACACCUGCACUGGUGCCAAAUGUCAUGUAACUGUGCAUACAGGAUACUUAGACUGCAGGCAGUGUGUCAGUAGGAUACUCAUACUGCAGGCAAUGUAUCAGUAGAAUACUCAUACUGCAGGCAGUGUGUCAGUAGAAUACUCAUACUGCAGGCAGUGUGUCAGUAGAAUACUCAUACUGAAGGCAGUGUGUCAAUACCUCAAAUAACAGUAGUGCUCUUUGCAUUUCACUUUUUAAUGAUUGUACAGUACACCAGGUUGGAUAGGAGCUUGUCAUGACAACUAUUUUCAAAUCAUCAAGUCAAAUAGUAAUUAUGAUGCCACAAUAAUCGAGUUGAAAGUCACUGUUAGCAGAGUCAAAUGAUAUUAGACUUUGCGAUGUCAUUCAUAAACUUAAAUGUAUCCCUGAUGGGACUUAAUAUGCCAUCUUCUACUUCCUGUUGUGCUCCUUCUUCUGCCUAAAGAGAAACAAAGGCCAAUAAGCAUUGCUCUUCAUCUUGGUCUUUCUGUCUUCACUGUCAUCACUGUCUCUCCUUGCCAUUCUCAAUUCCCCAUUCAGAUUCUUUUCUCUGUGUUCUUAGGCCUUCCAUGGCCUCUUUUCUAUGCCUGCCAGAUGAUGCUUGCAUAUAUUUACCUGAUUUUGUUAACCUGAAUCUGACUCCACGUCCUUUUGAUUAUGUCAUGCGAGAGUGUUUCAGACACUGUGAUUCAGAUAUCAUCAUGUCAAAACUCGGUUCACAAAGCAGCGUUUGACUUAUGUCUCUGUUUAUGUGUAAUUAACCUUUCUGUGAUUGAUUGCCAUUUAACUUUCUCAGGAACAUUUUGCCUCAAGCCAAUGUAUUGUGUUUCUAAGAAGUAGAUUCAAUUAUUAAAAUAUUAUUCCCUCUUCAGCUUGGAGGAGCUACAUCUCAGCCUCAAUGGCUUUGAAACUGUUGACAUUCCAGUCAUGACAUCGUCUGCGACAUUUAGUCCUCCCUCGACCCCAUCGUCAGGCACCCCAUCGUCGGACACCCCAUCAUCAGACAACCCAUCACCAACGAUCUACCCGUCUCUCCACAAACUGUUUUUUAUUGGGAACAAGGUGACAGAUUGGAGAGAGAUCAACAAGCUGGGCUCCUUCUUCCCAAACCUCGUCUUUCUGCUCCUGUCUGAAACGGACUUAACCCAUUUUGAUGGCUCAGAUAAUAUUGGGGAGUGCUUCCCUUGCCUGCAGACGCUGGGCUUAAACAGAACUCAGCUGAGAUCAUGGGAUGAGGUUGCACAACUUCGGCUCUUCCCUUCACUCAAUGACGUUAGACUCAAUGGAAUUCCAUUUUUAGAUGUAAGUCAAAAUUUCUUGUGAUGAUCCAGACAACAACAAAAAAAUGAUACACAAUAAUAUUUCUUAACAAUGAUCACAUCUUUUCCAUAUUGAUACUUUAAACAAAUAUCCAUCAAGCUUACAUGACACCCAAAUCUCCUCGUCUGAAUAAACAUAUGACUUGACAUAUUGAAAUAAAUUAUAUACUAGUUACAAAAUAACAUAUAGCUCAAUUCUUAAGUAAAAAGGUAUACCUUGCAAUGCAAUGUAGCUUUCAAAAUCAAAAUUCUUCACCACUAAAAAGACUAUGUAUUACACCUUCAUUUCCCGUUCUUAAUUUCAUAUUUAUAUUUUUUAUUUGGGCACAUGCAAAGUGGUUUUAUAAAUAAUUAUUUCAUUUCCUAAAGUUAUGUGAUGUGUGAUGUGAUGCUGAUUAUCACAUCCUAAAAGUCAGUAACAUUAUUUUAAUGUUGCAACUGUCAUGAUAUAUAUAUGUAUAUAUAAUAUAUAUUUGGCAUUCGUCUUGUCUCAAUGAGAUCAUGGUCUGGAUCUGGCAGGAAAAAAUCACAAGGCUUGGGAUUUUGUCAUGAGCUCAUUCCCUAGUCAGCAGAUGACACCCCCCCCCCCCCCCCCCCCCCCCNCCCCCCCCCCCCCUAACCAUUGCAUCAGACAUACCCAAGGGAACAUCAAUUGCAUGAUACAGCUGGGCAAGACCUGCCACAAUUUUUAUUUAGGCAUGUCAUACCAUCUAUGGGACUACUUCUCCAGGUUUGAAUUCAGUUUUUACCUUCUCCUUCAUGAGUUACUAUCCAAGGUUAACGACUCUCAUCAACUCAGAGUGCACGUGUUGUUUUUGCUUGUCUGGAUUUUUGCCGAGGAUUGGUUGGUUAAACACAAAAAGAGAGUUCUCAAAUUAAAUAUUAACUAAAGAUCACUGCACCAGACGGCAAAUAAUGUUUCAUUUUCAGGAAUUUACAGAGAUGUUUCGAAGGCAGCACACAAUUGCUUUGUUACCAAAUAUCACAAAUUUAAAUGGAAGUCGCAUUGGAGACAGUGAAAGAGAGGACGCAGAGAGAGCUUAUAUACGUUUAUUUUUGGACAAGGAAGAUAAGCCACAAAGGUAACAUUAAUUAUAAUUAUGCUUCUUGACAAAAACUACAAUUAUUUACUCCUAUAUAAGUUUAUUAUUUACUCUGUCACAAGUUCAAUAUUUACUUUGUCACAAGUUUAAUAUUUACUCUGUCACAAGUCUAAUAUUUACUUUGUCACAAGUUUAUAUUUUACUCUGUCACAAGUUUAUUAUUUACUCUGUCACAAGUUUAUUAUUUACUCUGAGACAAGUUCAUUGUGCAGAUAUUGCUUUUUUUUUUUUUUUUUUUUUUUUUUUUUUUUUUUUUUUUAAUUUUUUUUUAUUUUUUUUUUUUUUUUUUUUUUUUUUUACUGUUUAUACUAUUUAUAAAUUAUCGUAAGAUUAUCUUUAAUGAAACAUGCACAUUAAAAAAAUAUGAUGUUAAUUGUAAAUUUUAAAUAUUAAUUUAAUUUUUAAUUUUUUAAAAUGUAAUAGCUGAGAAAUUUGACUUUUAUCCUAUUACUUUGUACCAGUACAGUUAUGAACAUAUUAAUUGAAAUGAUAGAGUACAGUCAUCAUAUGAUUUAUUGCCACACCUAUUACGUUAAAUUCAGUCAUCGCAUUCCUUUUACUAAGGUAUCAUGAACUGGUUCAGAUGCACGGUAGAGUAGAUCCACUGGCCAAAGUUGAAUUGAAACCUCAACGAUUCAUAAAACUAAAGGUAGGCAGCAUUGACCAAAUUUCUUCUAAGGCCUGAAUACGCUUGGACUGUUCAUAACUGUAUCCCACGUUCUAACUUCAUCAUUUAAAAAAAAAACAUUUAGGUAAUUGCACUUGAGCAAAAUUUGUGUAACUUAGUUUUUGAGAUGUGAUUCUCAGCUGCUGUUUCAUUAUAUGAUCUAGCAUUUAAUUAAAUAGGUAAUGAUAGGUAAUAAAAGGUAAACAUCAAGAUUGGAACAGCAUCAAAACUGUUGUGUGUCUAUAUAAAGGCCAAAAAGGUUGGCACAAUUCAAUCAUUUCUAGACAGUGGUCGUAUAGUCCGUCAAUGUGUCAGAUGUCAAUGUGUUUUAACACUGCUUCCAUUUACAUUGAGAAAAAAGUAUUGGACAAAAUUUAGCAAUUCUUUGUGGCUUUCAGCUCAGCUCUCUCAUUUUGACUCCUGGUUAUACAAUAAAGAUUAAUACAUUACAUCAUAGAACAGGUGAAUUACUUCUACUCUGAUUAUAUUGGCUUGUUCUACAGAUUCGUAUUGAGAAUGCCAAUCAGGAAUUGAUCAAAUUGGAGGAAAUGUCUAUCGACGUCACGCAGACUAUCCGUGACUUGAAGAAAUUGCUCAGCAAUGUGGCUGGCUACCCCUCAGCUAAAUUUAAUUUAUAUCAUCUGGACAAGGAGAUAGACAUGUUAUCUGACAAACUCAAGUACAUGGAUAGAAAAUUGUUUUCUUACAACAUGAGAGACGGGGAUGAAAUCAUUGUGGAAUGCAUGAACUAAAUGUCAUUGUUUUUUUGGGGGAAAUAUUUAAAAAAAUUGGUCCUAACUUGGAUCGGAUUUCUCCGUGAUAGAAAUCAUUUUUCAUAUUUUUUUUUAACAUAAAUAUUUGUUAUGCUUUUUUUUCAAAGAAAUCAAAUCCAAAACUUUGAACAGUAAUUUUAAAAACUUGACUGGUAUUUAAAAUAUAUAUUUUUAAAAAUCAGCAUUUAAAAAAACUUAGCUUUUAAGUUAUAAGCUUUUUAAAUCAGUGUGUAAAAAAAAAAAAAAAAUUUAAGUUACAAUUUUCUUAUAAAUUACUUAUACAUUAUACCUUUAUUUGUUAAACAAAUUUUAGUUAUUUUUUUUCUAAAAAGAAAGAAAAAUACAAUCAGAGGCAGAGUUAAAUGUAUAACAAUUUAUUUUAGCUUAUGACUACCUCGAAACUCGAUUGUUUUUAUUUGAAUUAAUUAGAUUUUUUUCUCUUUAUUUCUUUAAGAUAAACAUUAUCAUUUGAUAUUUUAAAUGUUUUAUGGACGGUCUUUAUGGAAGGUCGUUAUGGAAGGUCUUUUAACAGGCCGAAAUGCCUUUAUUAAAUAUACUUCUGCAGUUUGGCACCAUAUUAAGAUGAAUGAAUGUUUGUCCUUUUAAAUCACAUAAUGCUAUUCAACGGUCAGUAUCUUCUGUGUGGCAAUAAUCCAUGAAUUUCUUUAUGUUAUGUGAUUCAAUGAUAAAUUUAAGUUCAUUUCUAUAUCACAUCCUAUCUUUUUUAUAAAAAAAUUAUCUUUGCAUUAAAUUUUUUGUUAGUCCUUGUACAUUUUUAAAUGUUCUAAUUUGGAAACAUGUUUCCUUUCUUUUCGAAGCAUCAAAUACCGGUACUUAGUUUCUAUAAUUUUGGUACUUAGUUUCUAUAAUUUUGAUAACAUUUUUUAAAACUAUUUUGAUACUGCUUUCUUUUACCAUUAAAAAAAAAAUAUUUUUUUACCAAAUUUACCAUAACUUUUAAUUUCGCUUUAUACAAUAUAUAUCAUUUGAAAUAUUAUACUUGAAACAAUGAAUCCCUAUCAAAGGUAUCAAUACUCUCGGGAUAUUUUAAUGCUAAGCCACGGUAGCUCAAUUUCAUGAGUGCUCACAUACGUUUGGAACAAUUUGCUUUUUGUCAAGUCGGCAUUGGAUUUAAUCAUGUGACGCAAUUAUUAUGUUACUUUUGUCUUAUGAGCCAAACAACAUGUUGAUUAGUUUAUGUGACGCAAUUAUCAUGUUACUUUUGUCUUAUGAGCCAAAGAACAUUUUAAUUAGUUCAUGUGACUUAAGGAACAUCUUGAUGAGUUCAUGUCUAAAGUAAUAUCUAUGAACUAUUCAAUCUAUUCCUCUGAUCACCUGUACCAAUCAACAUGUUCUCUUACUCCAUUUUGAAAUAUUGUCCAACUUCUUUUUGUGCAGAGUUGGAGAAGUUUCAAAUGAAUUUUUCCUCCGAUAUUUUAUAAUGAAAGUGGAUUUUUUAAACCAAUUUCCCGAACAUUGUCAUAUGUCAGGGUCUACGCCAAUUAUUCACAAUUAUAUUAUAAUAUUAUUUUUGUAAAUAAGCUACAUUAACAAUAUUGCACUCUGAAAAUUAAUUUCAAUCUAUUUUUUACUGUGAUAAGUUUGAAAUGAUUUAAUCCUUGAUAUCAUGCACUAUAUAAAAGAUCAUGCACUGUACAAAAGUUCUCAUGUUCGAGAGAGGAAGCUUGAGAUGAGUUUGACAAUGAUGAAAACAAGUUUUUCUGAAUAAUAAUAAUAAUGAGUAAACCUUUGCUGUCCCCUGUGACAACCUUGCCCACGCCAUGUGUACAUUCACAUUAUCAUCUAGACACUAGAUGUUAGUCAUGGUUUUAGUUUUGUAGAAUUAGAGCUGUGCUCACAAACCUAAGAACAAAUCGACUAAAGGCCUGGUUCAGCUGAAAGUGUAGAAUCUAAGUGUAUGUAUAGGCCUAUAUAUAUAAAUAUAUAUAUAUAUUUAUUUAUUAAUAUAUUUCCACAGACACCUUCCAUACAAUACACCCAAUGAGUUAUAAGAAAGAGUAAAGCCUCCCUAUCCCCAUCAAAUGAUAUGAGAAAAUAAGAUUGUAUUUUUUUUAACUUCCUUCCAUUUUAAAUCUCACUACUUCCUGUUACUAUUAUUAGUAUUAGUGCUAAGAGCUUUGUCAUUAUGUAAUUUACUUAAGAGAAAAAUUGGUUGACAGGGAAUCAGCUUUGAAAGUUUGUGUCUUUUCAUUUACUUCUGCUUUGCUGCAGUUUUAGCCGCUCCCUCUCCAUGCUAGUGCCAUAGAGUCUUUAUUCAAGGGUGGGUGUGAAGAUUACCACAGACAGUCACAGUACAAAUGUAGAUUACCACAGACAGUCACAGUACAAAUGUAGAUUACCACAGACACUCACAGUACAAAUGUAGAUUACCACAGACAGUCACAGUACAAAUGUAGAUUACCACAGACACUCACAGUACAAAUGUAGAUUACCACAGACAGUCACAGUACAAAUGUAGAUUACCCCAGACACUCACAUGACAAAUUUAGAUUACCCCAGACAGUCACAGUACAAAUGUAGAUUACCACAGACACUCACAGUACACAUAUAGAUUACCACAGACACUCACAGUAAAAAUAUAGAUUACCACAGACACUCACAGUACAAAUAUAGAUUACCACAGACACUCAUAGUACAAAUAUAGAUUACCACAGACACUCACAGUACACAUAUAGAUUACCACAGACACUCACAGUAAAAAUAUAGAUUACCACAGACACUCAUAGUACAAAUAUAGAUUACCACAGACACUCACAGUAAAAAUAUAGAUUACCACAGACACUCACAGUACAAAUAUAGAUUACCACAGACACUCACAGUAAAAAUAUAGAUUACCACAGACACUCAUAGUACAAAUAAAGAUUACACAGACACUCAGUACAAAUAUAGAUUACCACAGACACUCAUAGUAUAAAUAUAGAUUACGCAGACACUCUAUUACACUUAUCUUUGUCGUGCAAUCAAUGACAAUUAAACAGUAAAGAUUGAAGCUAUGAUUAGAUCAUCUCUCCAUUAAUGACUGCUGUGAUUUUUUUUAUGUUGCAUUCCCGGGUGCUUUUUUUGCCAUAAGCAAGCCCUAACUCAUGUAAGGAAAAUAAUUGAUAAGGUAUUUUUGAUUAAUUCAUCGCCACUGAUUUGUUCUAGUGGCUAGAAAUGUUCAUUUCAACAGCAUCAAUGGAUCGCUUUCCUUUAUUUGUUGGCUUUGCUUUUCGCUAUUUGAUUCUUAUCACUUUUUUACGUCUAUUAAAAUAACAAUCAAAAGCUAUUAUGAUGAAACCAGAUUUUUUUAUAAGGUAACUUAUUGAAACCUUUCAAAUAUUCAGAGAAGAUUCAAAUUUGAUAUAAAAUAAAAUCUGUCUUCAGUAUGGUGUCUGGUAAAAUAUAGACAGCUUAUGUCGCAUGUUGUGAUGAGAAACAGAAUGGUGCCUGGUAAAAUAUAGACUGCUUAUGUCGGGUGUUGUGAUGAGAAACAGAAUGGUGUCUGGUAAAUUAUAGACUGCUUAUGUUGGGUGUUGUGAUGAGAAACAGAAUGGUGUCUGGUAAAAUAUAGACUGCUUAUGUCGGGUGUUGUGAUGAGAAACAGAAUGGUGUCUGGUAAAAUAUAGACUGCUUAUGUUGGGUGUUGUGAUGAGAAACAGAAUGGUGUCUGGUAAAAUAUAGACUGCUUAUGUCGGGUGUUGUGAUGAGAAACAGAAUGGUGUCUGGUAAAAUAUAGACUGCUUAUGUUGGGUGUUGUGAUGAGAAACAGAAUGAUGCCUGGUAUAAUAUAGACUGUUUAUGUCGGGUGUUGUGAUGAUAACCACAGGGUAACCAUCAAAUAAAAUAAGAGCAAGCAUCACAGUCAAGCGACUGAAUGCUUACGUCUUGAGCUCUUAUACUGAGUCAAAUCCUGUUUCACUUAAUUUUCAAUGGGACUGAAAGUUACAACCAUCAUGUAUUCUUCUUCUUAUUAUUUUAUAUUUUACAAAAAUGACUGUAUUUCCUGGUAAAAAGUUCAGUAAGACAGAAAUGCUAGUUGAGAUGCAAUUACAAUGAAUGCCAAGAAAUAUACAAAAUUAACCACAGACUAAUUUUUAUAAUUCUUCAUAUCAUAGACCCUUUUUUGUUAAAGGCCUGUCUUUCAUUUUGUCUGGUCCCACAUCUGGUCAGUCAUGUGACUGUCAGUACAAGUUAUACUUUAAAAUCGAAGUAAACUGAACAAUGUGUUGGCAUUUUAUGCCCUACUCUGACUGGGCAGUCUGUCUUUGUUUGGGCGUCUGUCUCUAACGGGCAGUUUGUCUCUGUCUGGAUAGUCUGUCUCUGUUUGGGCAGUCUGUCUCUGAUGGGACAUGUUUUAAUGUCUGAUUCCAAGUUAUCAAAUACAUAAACAGUUUUAGUAUUGUCACACAUUGAGUGAAGUGCUAUACAAUGCAUUUGUUUGUGCGGUACAAUGCAUUUGUUUUUUCCAUAGCUGCAAGAGCUACCUGUACAGAAAGUCAUUGUUUAUUUUAACUUUUACCGAUUUUGUUUUAAAUGUCCCACACAAUAUACAGACAUAAUUGAUUCUCUGCUUGUUUUAUUUUAACCAGUG
Messenger RNA from Lymnaea stagnalis (great pond snail), 12999 nucleotides. The record is from the annotation of a GenBank genome assembly. Lineage: Eukaryota; Metazoa; Mollusca; Gastropoda; Lymnaeidae.